GAGGAUGCGCGAGCCUGCUCAUUCAUUCCGACGGUAUCCUCGCCGCCUGUUGGAGUUGGUUUUCCGCUCGAACCCCGGAGUGAGAGACAGCACAGGAUGCCAGAGUUCUCUCAGUGCGCCUGGUGGAUGUUCUUCAUCAGUAUAUUGGUCCCGUUUCUUCUAUGUGGGGGAAGAAGUGGCUGCUCUGGCCAUCAGCAUCCGAAUGGUACAGUCACAUUUAAUCUUGAUGAAACUGUCCCUGUGUCUCAGCACGACACCUGGCAGAUUAAUAAUGUUGUCCAGGCAGACGAAAUGAGCUUCAACACCACCACCAUUGAGAGCCGAGGGCUUCGGUAUGUCACCUUUAAGAAAUGCUAUGAAAAUGUAACAUACUGGAGUGCUGAUCCUGGGAAAUCCAUCAGCUGCCUAUGCAACUGUUCACCAACUGUAGCACCUAUUCAAGCUCGAAAUGGUGACAACAGUAGUGUUCUGGACGUCAUCGGCAGACAUGAUCCACACAGUAACAUUCGGAUUGGUGUUAUUGCUGCGAGUAUUCUUUGUGCUGUUGCUCUUUUAUGUAUAGGUUGUAGAUAUUGGAAGAGGAAAAGGCAUCAAAGUGUGCCAUAUUCUGUGUGCAGAUAGCUUCAAAAUUGACGUGAAUCUAGAUGUGACUACAAAUAAGCAGAGCAGGACCACGUUGUUUCUAUGGCAGAACUGGAGUCAAACAGCAUUUGCUGAACUGUCACGUCUGUACCUGCUUGCAAUCAAGACUCCACUUCCCAGCAUUCACAGCAGCCUUGAAGCAUCGCUGCCAUGGAUGACAAUACCAUUUUUGUUUACUUAUUACUUAUUUCUUAAUAUCUUAGAAUAGACCGUUUUUAUGUAGCCCCUUUAAUAGAAUAGGCUGUCUUUAUUUAGUGUUUAUUUAUUUAACACCUUAACUCCAAACUAAAUUCCUUGUAGUUUCAACAAUUACUUGGCAAUAACGCUUUUUCUGAUUCUGAUCCUCUGCUUCACUGCUCACACCCCCUGAUUGCACACACCUGGACUCAAUCACCACAGCACACUGCACCGAGCCACUAUGAAGUAAAUGGCUGAUUUUACCAAACCUUUUGAUUAUUGUGCUGCUUUUCUGGUUUUGUACUUUGCCUUUUUGAUAUUGCCUCUCAUUGCCUGUUUGUGCCUUAUCUGACCAUUGGCUGGUUUGAAUCUGCCUUUUGUCUAAUGUUUGGAUUUGUCUGCCAGUGUGCUGCCUUAAACUCCCUUCUUUUACAUCCAUCUGUUGCCUGCCUUUGACACAAACUUGUUUGUAAAUGAGUAAAAUGACCCAGAAAUUGUCAUGAUCCGCCCCGGACUUCCACUCCGGAGAUUUACUGUUUCCCAGUUCAGCGCAAUCCGGAUCCGGGACAGGACUUCCAUCUUGCCGGCAUUCACUUCCUGGUCUGCUCUGCUGUGUAUAAAUAGGCUGUUCUCAGAAGGGGACUUUGCCAGAAUGUCUUGUCUGUUUCUUAUCACUGUGCCAUUUUUUGCUUUGUGAUUUUUGCUCUCUGUUUUGCCUAGUCUUCGCCACGGUUUUUUGUACUCACAUUUUGUCUUUUUUUUUUCUUGUUUUUUGCACUAUGGUUGUUGUCUGAACUAUUUUUCAUGUUUUUUCAUAUUAGCACUUUGUCUACCUCAUUGUCUGGAAUAUUUUUGCUAUCUUUGUUGACUCUUUUUUUUUUUUGGACUUUAAUUAAAUCAUUUUUUAUUCAUUGGAUUUUCUGGUUUGUGUUCUGCUAUUGGAUCCUAACUCACCACAUCUCGCCACCCUUAACAGAAAUAGCUAAGUGGUCACAUUCACACUUAUGGUCAAUUUAGAGCCACCAAUUAGCCGAACCUGCACACCUUUGGACUGUGGGGGAAACCGGAGCACCUGGAGGAAACCCACGCGGACAUGAGGAGAGCAUGCAAACUUCACACACAAAGGCCCUCGUCGGCCGCUGGGCUCAAACAUCCAUCCAUCCAUUAUCUGUAGCCGCUUAUCUUGUCCUGCAGAGUCGCGGGCAAACUGGAGCCUAUCCCAGCUGACUAUGGGCGAGAGGCGGGGUACACCCUGGACAAGUCAUCAGGUCAUCAUAGGGCUGACACAUAGACACAGACGACCAUUGACACUCACAUUCACACCUACGGUCAAUUUAGAGUCACCAAUUAGCCUAACCUGCAUGCCUUUGGACUGUGGAGGAACCCCACGCGGACAUGGGGAGAGCAUGCAAACUCCACACAGAAAGACCCUCGUCGGCCGCUGGACUCGAACAUAUAUAUAAAUAAGUGUUGUAGUCGAGUCACUAAACCUCGACUCCGAGUCCAGUCUUGAGUCCCCAGUGUUAAAGUCCAAGUCAUUUAUUAAAAAAAAAAAUUAGUUGAGUCCAACACUCCAACCGCAUCAUUUGAUUGACCACCUUUAAAUAUAUAAUGUGUGUGUAACCAGCAGGCGAAGUCAGUCUUCCCCGUCAUUUCCGGUGUGGCAGCUGUCGGCGUUACCUCGGAGUAUAAAGGCAGGCAUCAGCGUGCUGUAUAACCACUGCUACACGUCUGGGCUUUGCUGCUUGCUGUUCAGGCUCUGGUUCGAGACGAUGUUUCUGGUGUCACCUUUGUGUUUUUAACAUUGGCCAGUGGAUAUUAACAAGACCGUUUCAACCCAUGCAGCUGAACCUGCCACUGGUGCUUUGUUUGUUUUUUAACGUUAUUGGAAGUUUUAUUUUGUUUGUAACAUUUUAUUGAGUAACAGCACUAGGUUUUGUUUUAAGUGAUUUUAUUUGGACCCCCUUCUUUAUAGAGGUGUCUACCAGUUGUGUUUUCAUAGGUGGCUUUACUUUUAUGUUUGUUUUGCUAUUUGGUGUGUUUUAUUUUAAGUUGAUUGCAUGUUGAACUAUUUUGCUAUUUAUUUAGUCACCUUAUGUGACCUCUGUAUUUACCUUUCUGGGUUUAGGAUAGCUUUUAAACCACUGUUAACCUAGAUGCUGUUUUCCCUCCUUUUAGUUUUGUAUUCUUAAUCUUAACAUUAUUUCCCGUUUUUAUUU
Messenger RNA from Neoarius graeffei (lesser salmon catfish), 3038 nucleotides. RefSeq lists its product as uncharacterized. Bases 97 to 621 code for a protein of 174 amino acids. The transcript has 8 exons. NCBI's taxonomy places the organism in Eukaryota, Metazoa, Chordata, Actinopteri, Siluriformes, Ariidae. The record is from RefSeq and is a predicted model, not a curated record.